This is a messenger RNA of Trematosphaeria pertusa, 1402 nucleotides long. RefSeq lists its product as uncharacterized. The coding region runs from base 221 to 1246 and encodes 341 amino acids. The record is from RefSeq and is a predicted model, not a curated record. The transcript has 2 exons. Gene Ontology annotation, biological process: double-strand break repair. Gene Ontology annotation, cellular component: cytoplasm; PML body. NCBI's taxonomy places the organism in Eukaryota, Fungi, Ascomycota, Dothideomycetes, Pleosporales, Trematosphaeriaceae. Gene Ontology annotation, molecular function: 5'-tyrosyl-DNA phosphodiesterase activity; single-stranded DNA binding.
GUUAUAACGACGUGCGCAAAGACUAUUCUGGAGGCCUUCGCGGAUGCAUACAAAGCUGAACGGGCAUGUGCGACGAGCCCUUAAAUCCAGAGAAUUCCCCAUCGCAAGAGCGCACUUGAGCCCGCAGGCACAGUUAUCGCAUUAAUAACAGGGCACCGUCAACCUACCUAGGUACCGCUGCGCAUGCGUCGCUGCACACACUCAAUUCCUCAACGCAAAAAUGGUCUCAAAGGCGAUGCUACACUCCCUUCUACAAAAACAGCUAUCCUAUUCUCCCGAGCCAGGACCGCUGCAUACAUUCCGCGAUGCGACCUGGCGACCCUCAAGCACCCCUGUGCUGCCUGAUCCAAUCGCACCUGCCGUGGCCCCUCUCAACUCGCUCCACCUCCUCACCUGGAAUAUCGACUUCAUGGCAUCGCGUCCCCGCGAGCGAAUGGCGUCGGCUCUGAGGUACCUAGAGCAACUGGUCGCCGACAUACCCUCGUCGUCUGCGGUGGUGAUCUUCUUGCAGGAGAUAAUGGAGUCUGAGAACGUCGGGGAGCAAGACGCCAACGACCUCAGCCAAAUAGCAAACGCGCCGUGGAUCCAACAGAAGUUCAACGUUACGGAUAUCGGCUCUGGCGAAUGGGACUCGCCGUACGGCCAGGUCGCGCUGGUUGAUCGCCGUUUGGCCGUUGCUCGUGUGUCGCGCUUGCGUUUCGUGAGCGAGUAUCAGCGCGUUGCGCUUUUUGUGGACGUCUGUCUUUGUUCUUCUUCUUCUGGAGACGCGAAGUAUCUGCGACUUUGCAAUGUCCAUCUCGACUCUAGCUAUGGCACCAUGCGUCCGGUGCAGUGGAAAGCGCUGGCCAAGCACCUGCAGAGCGGUGCAGAAGGCGUUGCAGCAAGCAUUCUUGCCGGCGAUUGCAAUGCGAAUCAGCCGCGGGAUAGGACGGAGCCACAAGAUAAUGGCUUCAAAGAUGCGUACCUUGAGUUGGGGAGGGGGGAAGGAGAUGAAGAGGGGGCGACUUGGGGCUUCCAGAGCCUCAGUUGGGAGAGAUGGGGUCGGCAACGCCUUGAUAAGGAAGUUUUCUGGGGGGACGUGCGAGUGAGGAAGCUGGAUAGGAUGGGCGUCGGUGUUCAAGUCGAGGACGAAGCGGCUAGAUCAGAGAUAAAGAGCCUGGGAGAACUCCCGUUUGUAACGGACCACUAUGGGUUGAUGGGCGACUUUGAAGUUCAAGACGGAUUGAGGACGGUCACGAGCGACUGAGCGGAAAGAACACACGAUCGCCGAAAAUGCAGGCAGCGCGCAAUGCUCAGAUCGGCUCCUUCAUUCAUGCCGCCACGUCCUGCUCGAAGAACGGAUAGUCCACGUAGCCCUUGGAUGGCGGAUCGGCCCCGUAAAAGGUCGAUCGAUCGUACUGGU